Amoebophrya sp. A25 is the source of this 5912-nucleotide messenger RNA. Lineage: Eukaryota; Dinophyceae; Syndiniales; Amoebophryaceae. The record is from the annotation of a GenBank genome assembly.
CGCAAAAACCAUCAUGAUGUCUUUGAAGCUGCUUUGAGCUGCAUGGUUUCCGAUUCACAAGCUUUUAAUGAGUAAGUAGGUUCGUCAAGCUCACAGUAGUCAUGGAAUAAGAAAAGCGCUGAUUACAUCUAAAGAAAACGAAGAUGUCGUGAAAGGCUCUUGAGCUGUGUGGGCUUUUCGACGUGGCCCGAUCGCAGCUACGCUACGACACACCUACGUCGGGACACAAGAAGAAGCUUGUAGUAGUAAGUACUACGAAGUAAACGACUGAAGACCUAGGAUACGACUCUCCUCGUCUUCCUUUUCCUGCUCCUCGUUCUGAAGCUAAACAAAACUAUAAAGCGAGUACCAAGACAUCCCGACGAUAAAAAACUACCAAAAUCACAUCAUCAUACACAAUACUAGCAAACGAACAGAAGUGUUUGAUACAGAAAAGUACCACUUCACAGCAAAAUCAUGGCCAACACAAUCGAGAAUAUUCUCGCUGCGCUAUCGCGCACCCACGCGGCGGUCUGUGACCCUGCCGAACGUCGCCAAGCACAAGAAUUUUUGAUUCAAUUAGAGCGCCUACCUGACGUACACGAACUAGCUUUUAGAUUGCUUAAGGAAGUGCAAGGUGGUGACCGGCGUAUGCUCUAUGGCCCGGAGGUUUCGCAUUUUGCUUUCCAAUUGUUACAAAAAGCGAUUAAAGCUCAAUACGCGACGAAAUGGCAAGCGGGGGAGAGAGAAGUAGUGAAAAAGUUGUUGAUUGUGGAUUUGUUGACAACGACGGGAGCUGGUGGCCAAGAUCAAAUAAACAGAGGUGUAUCAUCCUCCUCAAUCACGCUCUCCGCAGCAGCUGCCAACCCAGUCCCCUGGCUGUUUCGCUUGCCCAAGUUCGUCCGCGCCAAGUGGGCAGCUUGUGUCGUCGAAUGCGCCAAACACGACUGGCCAGGCCAGUGGCCAGAGUUACUUCCGAUACUGGGCAAUUUGAGGGACGAGCCGGACAUUGCGGUUUUGGUGGUGAGGCUUUUGGCAGACACCGUGGCGGAUCAAUUGCCGUCUAAGGACUUGGCGAUAAAGAGGAAGAAGGAGAUCGUCCAGGCACUGGUGCAGAGGACAGCAGACUUGUUCGGCUUGAUAGAAAAUGCCAAAGUCUCAGACGUCGAGAAGAUUUUUUUCAUUAGAGCGUUCACGAGCAUUUUCGGCCUGUCUCUACUUCUCCAACGACGUGUCGACGAAGCCUUGAUGCAAUUGCUGCAGUCGCGAGAAGACUUGCGAGAAGAAGUCCUGCUCACUUUCGCGGAAUGGUCUGUGACACCUCUCUUCAGGCACAAAGUGCAGAAAAUCCAGCAGCAAAAUUUGAAGAACGAAGUCUCACGCGACGACGUUGCGAGGUUGUGUAGGAAUUUGACGCGUUUGUGCGAACACAGUCUGCAGAAGGCAACCUGGGAAAGCUGGGCGCAGAGCGAUUGCCUAUUCUCGGAAGACGACGUGAUGGCACAACACCGGCAAAUCGUGUCUAUUCUCAAAGACUUUGUCAUGACCAAUGCCGAAAGCCUGCACAGAGAAUUCGUAAACUCUUCUACUCCUCCAGCAACAUCAACUCCAGGAAAUGGGAACAAUAGUACAACUAUGUUGAAUCCAGCUGCGGACUUGUGGCAAGCUUUGUUAGUACAUUGUGGGCGUUAUCCGAGCUACUUCAUCGGAUCAGAAGCUUUUUUAGCUCUGAAAACUUUGCUGAAGCCGUGGAAGGGCAUCGAGAACAUGAACUUCUUGAACUUGGAGCAAUUUGUGGAGGUGUGUCUGUUGAGGAUGUGGAAGCCUAGUGUGGCCAGUAUAACAACAACAGCUUCUUCAUCUGAUCCCAGCAAGUCUUCAAGAACCUUCUACCUGACCCACCCAAUCAUUCGUCAAUGCCUGCAAGAACGAGUGGCAGGCGACUCCCAAAAGUGGAUUGCGGUCUUGCAGAAGACGAAAGCCGUCGAGCAGGAAGUCCUGGAUUACUCGACGAACAGUGAGAUCGGACUAAUCAAAAACUGCGUCAACGGGGUCUUGCAGACAUUGGCUGAAGUAGGUGGCGAGUCGUUUUUUGUGCCCUUGGUAGGGAAAGUGCGGGAAGUGAUCAGGCUGCUCUUGACGGACCAAUCAGAAUCGACGGCAACGAAGGUAUUUAUAACUUAAAUAACUGUUCGACGUAUGCGCUGUGUUCGCACGUGCUGUAAGCUAGAAGCGCUUCAUCUUUUGCGAGUGUGUCACAUGAAACCUUGUUGUAGCAAAUAAAUUUAGGACCACACUUUGAACGAUCGGCUGGAAUAUCAAUUUCAAUACUGCUUACCCGCAACAAUGUCAAUGAGAAUCCUCUUCAAGGUCGGAGUUCUGGAAGCUGCCUUAUCGUUUUUGACGAAGCUGACGCCUUACAUCGUGGCCAAAAUGACCAAGGAACUGAAGGCAUCGAAAAAACACCUCGAAGAAGGCAGACAAGCCCGUGUCGCGCCGCCAGCUUACCCAAAUCUCUGUGCUGACCCCGGACCUUGCGUAGACAACGUGUUGCAAUUGAUCAAUGAACUCGUGGGCUACGAUUUUAUGCUUGAAAAUACGACCACUGCUGGUGCAGCUUCUUCACGAGUCGUGGAUCAAAACAUCACAACAUCUUCUGUUCAGUUCACGAGGAACAUGGUUGCCAGCGUGAUGCAACAAUUAGGACAACAUUCGCAAGCAGCUCUGGACGACAGGACCACUCCAGCUUGGCUGAAGCUCGAAACAGCGAGACUCGACUUCGUAGGUCAAGUUUCGACGAUUUACCCUCUCCGCCCGCAAGUCGUGGUGCCCGUUUUGGAUUAUUUGUUCCAGAAAAUCGAGUUCCAGCCUCCUAGACCUGUGCUUUCUCCACAAAACAUGCAAGAACUUGUUCAUCUAGGUGCAAACAACAUAAUUGCUGGGAGCGCAGUCGCACAGCAGCACGGUCAAGCAGCAAUUGAACGUGCUCUCGACAAGGUGCAGGAACUUACCCGACAAGAAGUUCAGCGAAAAGCCCUAGCAUGCCUGACUACGAUGUGUAAGAACGGACAGAAAGCAGUCUUAGUCCACCUGGACGCGCUGAUUCAAAAAGCUGAACGCGUCCAUGGCUCACUGAGCAAGAACAAUCAACAACUGUUGAUGCAGUCCUUGGUGGCAGCGGCUAGCAGUGACUUCGCGAAGCAGAAGCAAAUCGUGGCAUUAGCGUCGGCGGAGAAGGUACAAGACUGGACGAGUGGUCAGUGCGCGCUAUUGUGCAGGAAUGAAGGAGAUAGCUUGCGACACGCGUUUAGACCGCAGCGGUCGGAGAUUGCGUCAGAGAAAAGCAAGUAUUUCGCAGAGGUAAAAGCUUUGUCCGGUGCAUUGCAGACGUUCAUGAUGAUCUUGAAACACACUAGUGUCACCGGGAUUUCCCCGUACAUACUAAGAGAUUUGCCGGGAGACCACGACGCAAGUAAUCACUCGACCGGAUCAGAACAAGGAACUGGUCCUUCGAAUAGUACCUCAAGUACUACAACCGGAGCCUCUUCUUGGGCGGGCACAGGUGACGCGAUAGUAGAGCGCGCAAACCCGGCAGCGGACUUAGUACGGCAGGUGACACCGAACUUACUGGUGUUGAUGAGGACGUUCUGUCGAAACUUUCCAAGUGACUGGUUAUCAUCCGAGACUGCUUUUGUGGAAGAUGGGGAAUGGAUUAUGAUUAUGGGCAAUGCAAAAGCACAGGAAAGCGAAGGUGCUGCUGGAGGUGCUGGCAGUACAAGUGGAAGUGGGCAGGGUGUUGGUGAACAAGUAUCAUCUUCAUCAAGCACGACAGCUAGUAUGGCUACUUCUGGUGUGCAAGCAGGUUCUCAAGGUGCUGGAAGUGCAAAUUCCUCUCCGGCUGGGAGCAACACAACCGGUAGUGCUUCUUUCGGUCCUGACACGACAGCAAGAAUUUGUUUCGCCGCUAGUAAUCGCGAUGAUUAUGACCGUGAAGCUGGAGCUUGGAUUUUUAACCUUAGAUUCGCCGCUUUACGCACCUUAGCAGCGUGCGCAGAAACAGCGGACGGCUUCUGGCAGCUACCUGGGAUUUUGCCAGAACUGUCUUCCUUCAUCAACGACACGUUUCCAACGAUGUCACCGCAUGAGAUGGAACUAUUCUACAAGCAUGUUUUUCCAGCAAUUUUUGGGACGGCAGAGAACGCAAUCAGUGGCAAAAACAAGUUGUUAUCGAAUGCAACUGCAGAAGCGAUUUGUAGUUCUGACCUGCUGCCCACUUUGGUGCAGCAAACAGUUGCUUGUUUCGCAAAAUACGAGCAUUUAUUGGUUGUGAAACAAGACGCAACGACUUCUGCUCUUGUCGGAACCGGAACCGGUGGCCCAGCUAGAACCACAUCUUCGAGUUUUUUCGUCCGAACAGGCUUACUGGCGAAGUACCCAAUGUUCGACAACGUUGCGGUGACCUCAGUCCUUUCUCUAGCUCGUGUGGUUGCCUCUAGUUGGACGCGACUCGUCGUUUGCGGCUUUGGCGGCGCCCACAGUACUGUUUUAAUCGACUACUCCGGCAAGGUAGAAGCUAGACCGUUUUCUUGGGUAGACUUCUUGUUCUCGAGCGUGGAUGGCAGAACGACUAGGAGUAGUCAACAGCUUUUAGAAGGUAUUUUAUACCUCCUGAAGAAAGUGCCAGACCCCGAAGCACAACAACGGUUUUGUUCGGCUUUGAGGAUCUAUAUGGUGCAAUUGUGGUGUACGGGGUGUCUGCAUGCACCUUUACGGUUGAAAGAACUACAACUCCAGGCUGCAAAUGGAAAUCUAGUAGUGCAGAAUGGGGAUUUGGCAAACGGUUUGCCGCAUCAAAAUGGGAAGUCAUCUUUGGGCACAUUGCUGGGCACCGGAAAUGCCUCGAGAACAACCGCGCUCUGUCAACAGCAAGUUUAUUCCGGCGGCAAUGCGGAGAAUCUGUUGUCUUUAGCCGAACUGGUUCCGCAUUGUGAAGCUCUGUUUCACGAGAGCGCGGGGAAAGUGUUGACAACGAUUUUGGAGGUCAUAGCAGAACCCAUCCCAAAACUCUCUACUCCUCUGAAAAUCGCCAUUGAGAAACGCUUCGCCGGCUACAGAUCGGAACAGCAGUUGAGCGGGAAGUUACAACCGCCACCUUUUCUAGCAGCAAUGGCGCAUUUGCUUUUCACCACACUACAAGCUGCAGCUCAGGUGUAUCUGUUGGAGGUGAAGAGCACUAGUUCCACGACCGUGGCGUGUGCCACAGCAUCAUAUGAGAACUUCGCAGAGAACUUGUCGAACCAUCCAGGUUUCACUCAGUCCCCCUUGAGAACAGCAGCACAGAUUCUCAGUACAGCACUGCCUGGAGGCGGCACAGAUGCGCUGGGGAUGUUGCAGGCUGUAUUGGGAUCUCAAGUGAGGAAAGAAAUGGCUGAAGCAGCUGGACUAGAUGCCGCAAAUAAGGCGUCGAGUUGUCCUGGGACCCUAGCUCAAUUCGAACUAGACCUGGCGGAGGCGAGAAAAGGACUGGUGCGUGAACAGCUGUCUGUAAUAUCACCGAAAUUUGAGAGCGUGUAAAAGUGUCAUACGGCGACCAGCACUCUGUCGACCACGCACUGUUCAUUCGUACAGCUGAAGGCUCCCUUCAUGCAAUUCUCGUCAUUAUUGAGUACAUUUAAACACUUAAUGACAUUGACACCAGCAUGUUUGAUUCGUGUUGUAAAGUCAGGGACGCCAGCACGCAGGUACAUCUGAUGAUAUGAUUCCCUUUAGAACUAAUUCAAUAUGAAUCCCCUUUGAAAUGAGCUAUUUUUUCCAAAGACUUUGAACACAAACUAGCGCAUUGAAGUCUGUCACAUACCAAAACUAACGCAUUGGAGUCGUAUACCGCCGGUCGACUUUCCACCACUUUUCCGUUUGGCUAGAAGGCCUAAAAU